AUGUCGAAAGAAACAGCGUCUAUGAGAGAAAUACAACACAACCGACAACUCAUUAUGCAAGCUCUAAAUAAGAACACAACAAACUUUUCAAACUAUUCUAAGAUAUCUGAGUCAUUGAAAGAAGGAAACUUAAAACUGACGAUAAACCCAAUGACAGACGAGUUUCUGUUUCAAGACAGUAAGAACCAUACUGUUUGUAUAAAUCCAACAAAAAGAACUUUAAACGAGAAACCUAUAGAUGAACUUCUUUUGAAGGCAGAUAUUGACAACAAAGCUGACAAAGAGUAUGUCAUUGAAAAAGUUCAAGAAGAACAUGACAGAGCAGAUGCAACAUAUGCAACGAAAGAACAUACUCAUCCUGAACUAGCAGAUAAAACAUAUGUUGACAAUAAAAUGUCAAGUGAAGUGACAAGAGCUGACAAAGAAUAUUCUAAAAAGACUCAUACACAUACCAUUGCAAAUAUUACAAACUUACAAGAAACCUUAAACAGGAAAAGUGACGUUGGACAUACACACGAUUUCUUCGCAACUGUUGGUAUAGAAAAUAUUGCAGGAACGGUUGAAGAACCUGAUGGAACUGGUGGGGAUGUAUUAAAUUGGAAACCUCCUAACUUUCCACAAGGUUUAACAUCGGAGGAUGACAUAACAACGAUGAAAGACAUUAAAUGUAGAAAUGUCUAUGUCAUGGAGGAUGAAAACAAAGUUAAAUUCACUGCUCAAGAUUUAUAUGAUAAAAAAGCUGACAAAACAUAUGUUAACGAUGAGUUAGAUAAAAAAGCUGACAAAACAUAUGUUAACGAUGAGUUAGAUAAAAAAGCUGACAAAACAGAGCUUCAAACGUUAAAGACAGAAAUACUUCAAACACUAUAUCCUAUAGGCUCUAUUUAUACGUCAAUGAACUCUACCAGACCAGAAGUAGUACUUGGUUUUGGAACUUGGACUCAAAUAGUCGACAGG
Molecule: messenger RNA, 957 nt
Organism: Trichomonas vaginalis G3
Lineage: Eukaryota; Parabasalia; Trichomonadida; Trichomonadidae
Product: phage tail repeat-like family
Exons: 1
Source: RefSeq, a predicted model, not a curated record